Ilex paraguariensis (yerba mate) is the source of this 349-nucleotide messenger RNA. The record is from the annotation of a GenBank genome assembly. Lineage: Eukaryota; Viridiplantae; Streptophyta; Magnoliopsida; Aquifoliales; Aquifoliaceae.
GUUCACACUCCUCUCCCCUAGAAAUAUUUCAACAAGUGAAGUUGAAACAAGUCCUACCAUGAAGGUAGAUGACGUGGACAAGGAAACCCCAUGUAUGGAGGAUGAAUAUUAUUAUAAGGAUAUACAAGAUAUAAAUGAUCAAUUAUAUGUGCAAUUCCUCAAGCAACAAGAGAAGGUGCUCUCCCUGAGUGGUCGGAUUAACUCAAGUGAAGAAGAGACAAGAGUACUUCAAGUAAAGUUGGUGAAAUCCAAGGCCCAAAUAUGUGGCCUAGAGGAUGAGAAGAAGUCUCUCCUCGACCGAAUGUGCUUUCUUGAGAGAGCUUGUUUAGACAAAGAGAAUCUUAAGUGA